UGCCAUGGUGGGUAAGACCCAUGGCCCCCCAGAGCCCUGGAAUGUCUGCUCCCUGGGGCUCUUCUCUGGGGGUCUCCUGUACCCCCCCAAGAGGGGCUGGUCCCCACAGCUCUUCUACUGUCCAGUGCAGUGAGUCAGGCUCUUCCCAGUUCCUCUCAGUCUUCGACUUGCCCGUGUGCAGCCACUGCCUCUUGGAGGAAGGACAUGGGGCAUGUCCUGAGGGGCCCAGGCAGGUGUGAGAGUGCUGUGCCCAUGUCUCAGCUUUGCCUGUCCUCGGAGAGCAUGUUCUUCCCCUCUCAUCCCCCAGCUCUGAGCUCCCACAGGGACAGACAGGGCUGGUGCUGGGUGCCGUGUCCUCUCAUUGGAGAUCCUGAAUGGAGUCGAGAGAGGUGAUCUCCGGACCGGGGCUCAUUGUUGGCACCUCCCGAGCCCACCGCGUCCUCCCACAGAAGCCCUUGGGGGAUGGGGGCGAUAGGGCAGCCCCAGCUGGCACUCGCUGUCGGUGUCCCCAGAACCCACCGCCGCUUUUUGGGUCUGCAGGUCUUUCAGCGCAGGGGUGAGGUUGAGGGGUACGCGUGCCACGCCCCGCCGCAUCCCCGUGGCUGCGCUGUCACACACCGGGUCACACACGGUGUCCUCGCGCGCACACGAGUGCCAGGUGCCACAUGCCCGCACGUCUGGCGGUGCCGCCGCUGCGGUCACGCUCCUCACGCGCACGGGGCCGCGCGCUCCCCCGCGGCCCUCGCACGGCUCACCCCCGCGGCCCGGACCCUUCGGCGCUCGGCUACCCGCGCCUGGCCGGGCGGGGGCGGGGCCUGCAUACUGAUGAGCGCGCGGCCCCAUUGUGCGCGGCGGCGGGCCGACCCCGCCCCCGGCCCCGCCCCCCGCGGAGCUGCGGCCGCGCGCGGCUGAAGAUCCCGCGCAGCCUCCGCGCAGCCGCGCGCGCCCCGCGCCGCCAGGGCCAUCUUGGGCCGCCGCCGCGUGAUGGUUCAUUUGCAUACGAGGCUGUUCCUUGGCAACCAAGCACCAAUCAGCCGCCGGGAUCCCUCUCCGUGGUAACCACUGUCUGGGGUGUCAGCAACCCCUCCCAGAGCCAGGUUUUUGGCAGCCCCAUGGGCCCUGGGGGAAGCAGCUCCAGCACCCCACUGCUGCCUGGCAUGGCAGGCACCAGCUCAGGCAUGAGCUCCCCACCAUUCCUGCCACAGCAGCCCUUUGCUGAGGGGGCACCAGGGAAGGGCUAUGUGCAGCCCAGUGUCUAUGGGCGCAACACCUACCCCAGUGGGCCAGGCUUCGCUGCCAGCUACAAUGGUGGCCCGAGUGGCCCUGGAGGGAUGGGGCUCCCCUCGCACGCCAGCCGGGCCACUGCUGAUUUCACCCAGGCAGCAGCAGCUGCUGCUGUGGCUGCUGCUGCUGCCACAGCCACGGCCACAGCCACGGCGACGGUGGCGGCACUGCAGGAGAAACAGAGCCAGGAGCUGAGCCAGUACGGUGCGAUGGGCACAGGGCAGUCUUUCAGCAGCCAGUUCCUGCCCCAUGCUGGACCCCGUGGCCCCAACAGCAUGAGCCCAGCUGGCAUGGCAGGUGUUGUGGCCCCUUCUGGUGUCUCCCCUGUGAGCAUGAGCCCAGUGCGGGCGCCCGGGACUGGCCCCCUCUAUGGUGGGCAGCGAGUGCCUCAGCACACCUACCCUGGACCUCCCCAGAGCCAGCAGCUGCCCCGCCAGGGCCUCAAGCGGGCGUACUCCAACGAGGGGUACCCACCGCAGCAGUACCUCCAGGGCGGGCAGUACGCUGCAGCUGGUGCCCAGUAUGCCCCCAGCGCCCCCCAGUCCUCCGCUCCGUCCCCCUCAUACCCUGGCCACAGGCUGCAGCAGAGCGUGGGCCAGUACCUCUCCGCUUCAGGCAGUGCUGGACCCUAUUACAAGCCAGCUGACCAGUUCAAUGGGCAGAGCACCAGCUUCAGCACCUACAGCCAAGCAGCCAUCAAUGGGCCGGGCCGGUCACUGCCGGGCUACCCCAGCUCGCCGCUGGCCGGGAACCCCACGCCGCCCAUGACACCAGGCAGUGGCAUCCCCACCUAUGCGUCCCCUGGGCAGGAUGUCAAGUCGCCCUUCCUGGCAGACAUGAAGCCCAGCGUUGCCCCCCUGCACCCAUCCCCUUCAGGGCCGGCCCCCGGCGAGGAGUUGCGGCUAACCUUCCCGGUGCGGGACGGCGUGGUGUUGGAGCCCUUCCGCCUGCAGCACAACCUGGCUGUCAGCAACCACGUCUUCCAGCUCCGUGACUCUGUCUACAAGACCCUCAUGAUGAGGCCUGACCUGGAGCUGCAGUUCAAGUGCUACCACCACGAGGACCGGCAGAUGAACACCAACUGGCCGGCCUCCGUGCAGGUGAGCGUCAACGCCACGCCGCUCACCAUCGAGCGUGGUGACAACAAGACCUCCCACAAGCCACUCUACCUGAAGCACGUCUGCCAGCCUGGCAGAAACACUAUCCAGAUCACUGUCACCGCCUGCUGCUGUUCCCACCUGUUCGUCCUGCAGCUGGUGCACCGGCCCUCGGUGCGCUCAGUGCUGCAGGGGCUCAUCAAGAAGCGCCUGCUCCCCGCUGAGCACUGCAUCACCAAAAUCAAGCGCAACUUCAGCAGUGGGACCAUCCCGGGGACACCAGGGCCCAAUGGUGAGGAUGGCGUGGAGCAGACGGCCAUCAAGGUGUCCCUCAAGUGCCCUAUCACCUUCCGGAGGAUCCAGCUUCCAGCCAGGGGUCAUGACUGCCGGCACAUACAGUGCUUUGACCUGGAGUCAUACCUGCAGCUCAACUGCGAGAGGGGUACAUGGCGGUGUCCUGUCUGCAAUAAGACGGCCCUGCUGGAGGGGCUGGAGGUUGACCAGUACAUGCUGGGCAUCCUGAUCUACAUCCAGAAUUCAGAGCAUGAGGAGAUCACCAUCGACCCGACCUGCAGCUGGAAACCUGUCCCUAUCAAACCUGAUGUUCACAUCAAGGAGGAGCCGGAGGGGCCAGCGCUGAAGCGGUGCCGGACACUCAGUCCUGCACACAUGGUGCUGCCCAACAUCAUGGAGAUGAUUGCGGCCCUGGGGCCUGGCUCUGUGCCCUUCCCAGCAUUGUCACAACCUCCAGUGGGGGCUGCCACCGACUACGGCACCCCGGGUUCCAGCUUUCUGGGUCCUGGGGGCUUCCCAGAGCCUUUUGCUGCCCCUGGUGUCCCUGGCCCCUCAACGCUGAGUGACUUCACACCAGGCCCCUCCUCCAUCUCCUACCAGCCCAACAUCCCAGGCAGCCUUCUGGCCCCUGAGAAGCCUCCUGUGCCCCCUCUGUCUGCACAGGUCAGCUGGCCUAUAGGUGGAGGGACUCCCCCCAAGCCCUCAUGUCUCACUCUGGAUGGGCUGGGGGUCCCGGGGGAGGGAGUGUCUCAUGGCUGUACUCUUUCCCCGCACUCCCCAGCUUCCCCCAGUGGGACGAAUGGAGCCGUCCCACCCCGCCGUGCAGACAGGGUUGCACAGCGCUCCCUCGGGCAGCCAGCCCAGCUCCACGCUGCACUCCCGGGGUGCAGGGGUACGGCCGCCCCUGGGAGCCCCGGCCCACACCGCCGACCUCGUCUUCCCCCCCGCAUCCAGCAUGGCCGCGGCGGGCGAUGGCUCCGAGGCUGCCCUCGACCAGCAGCAACGAUGACCUCCUGUCUCUCUUCGAGAAUAACUGAGCCAUCCUUGCCCCCCUCCCGGGGCUGGGGGGCAGCACUGUGUGCCCCUGCCCGCUGCAGAGCUGGGACCCCCCACAGUGGGGGCUUUCUCAAAGGGCUGCGAUGGGACAGAGGGGCUGAGCCCCCCCAGAAGCACAAGGCUGUACAUAGUGUAGAAACACUACUGCUCCCCCGAGACUCCCCAUAUUUAAAGGCAAGUGCGUCACUGCGGGGCUGCCCGUGCCCCCCUAUCAAUGUGCAAAUGCUGCUGCCCCUUUUACCGCACGGGUCUGGCAUGGGGCGUGGAGCUCAGCUCCCCCUGCCCCGCGCCGAGCUGCCCUGUAUGUCCUCGAUGGCUAUUAAAGGAUCCUUCUGCAGGGUCACGCGUGUCCCCCAUCUUUUGUCAUCCCGCGGCCCCGCCACUUCUCUGAGCGCGCAGGGGAGGCCCUCGGGUGGCGGGAGGAUCCAGGCCUCUGUCCGGGCAGAGGGGGGAGGUGUGUCUCGAGUAGCGAGGGAAUCCUGCCCUAUCGCCGAGCAGCGGCGGCCGGGCCGGGCGGUGAACCGGACCUGUGGCGUCAAUCAUUAACUGGGGCCGGCUGGGCGGUGCUGCAGUCCAACGGCGGAGGAGGGCAAUCGGGUGUCUCCGCACGUCGGGCGGUGGGCG
Molecule: messenger RNA, 4355 nt
Organism: Agelaius phoeniceus (red-winged blackbird)
Lineage: Eukaryota; Metazoa; Chordata; Aves; Passeriformes; Icteridae
Source: RefSeq, a predicted model, not a curated record